This is a messenger RNA of Aspergillus puulaauensis, 327 nucleotides long. RefSeq names its product putative copper resistance protein Crd2. Bases 1 to 327 code for a protein of 108 amino acids. The transcript has 3 exons. The record is from RefSeq and is a predicted model, not a curated record. Lineage: Eukaryota; Fungi; Ascomycota; Eurotiomycetes; Eurotiales; Aspergillaceae.
AUGGUCCACCCUGCUUCAACCUGCUGCAAAACCAACCCUAGCGGCGGCUGCGUCUGCGCCGCACAAGCAAAGUGCUCCUGCGGGAAGGAAUCCGCCCUCCACUGCACCUGCAACAAGUCUGCAACUGAAAACACUAUCCAGGGUGCUAGAUGCUCUUGCCGUGCUCGCCCCGCCGGUCAGUGUACCUGUGAGCGAGCGACGAGUGAAAACCACCCUGUGGCUGGAGAGACGUGUCCUUGCGGGAAGAGAGCAGAGGCUUCGUGUACCUGUGAGAAGGCCAGUGCCAUUGAUUCCGCCCUCGAGACGGAUUUCACGACUCAUGCUUAA